This is a messenger RNA of Chenopodium quinoa (quinoa), 1657 nucleotides long. RefSeq names its product histidine kinase 3-like. The record is from RefSeq and is a predicted model, not a curated record. Lineage: Eukaryota; Viridiplantae; Streptophyta; Magnoliopsida; Caryophyllales; Amaranthaceae. Bases 902 to 1537 code for a protein of 211 amino acids. The transcript has 2 exons.
CACUGCACGCUUAACUGUUUCAAAACUUUCUCAUUUAUUCUCUCUGCACAACGAAGCUCCAUAAUUAUCAACGACGACUGAUUAAUCAAUUUGAAGGCUUGAUAAUUUUGAUUUCAUCAUCUUCUUCACGAGUACGAAUAACUUCGAUUAAAGAAUUUGAAGGCUCGAUAAUUAUCAAGGUUUGUUCAACUUUUUAAUUUCAAUUUUACUGCUCUGAAAAUUUCGAAUUGCAUCAAUUAUUAUGGUUUAAUCAAUUAUUGAAAAUUUUUGAGUCUCAUGAAUACAACAAAAAACUUGAUAGUGAUUCUAAUGAUCUCAGAUUAAACUUAUCAUCAAAAAUUAAGAAAAUAAUAUUCGAUUUUUAGUAAUUGAGAAUUUUCGAUUAUUCAGAUAAUUUUCGAUUCUAUUGCAUUGAAUUACAUGUUAUUUCUGAAAUUCUGUUUGUUUGGUAAAGGAAAUUUGGAAUCUUAUGUUUCUAGGAUUCCUUAUUUUUAAUUUUUCUUUUGGGUUUAAAUUUGAUGAAGGAUAAGUUAGCAUCUUCUUGUAUUUUCUGCUAUUUUACAGGUUAUUUCUGUAAAAAAAAAAAAAAAAAAAAAAAAAAAGAAAAAAGGGUGGCUAGCUUAAAUUUCUUCCUUCUUCUACCCUUUGUUUUUAUUUUUUUUCAUUUUAUUCUUUUCCCUCUUUUUCUGAGCAUUUAUUCUCUUCAAAUUUUGAAUAGUAUUAAUUUAAUCAUCCUUCUCCCUCCUACUUUGGGAGUUGAGAUUGCUAGUAGUUUACUAGAUAGUGGAUGAGUGUGUUACAUGUUCUUGGUUUUGGGUUAAAAGUAGGACAUGUACUCUUACUGCUAUGUUGUCGGCUUAUCUCUGUGAUCCCCAUGAAUUAGCUGAUUAAUGGUGGUGUAAUGGACGGCAAGCCUAGUUUGCUUGGCAGCAGCGGCAGUGGUGGUGGCGAUGGUAAAGUGGUGGGUGAUUGGUGGCCGAAAAUCGCGUCGAAUAGCCAUAUGAUCCACCAUUACUAUUACCACUACAUAGGGUCAAUGAAGUUGAGGAAAUCAUGGUGGAAGAAGCUUUUGGUUGCUUGGGUUGUAUUUUGGAUCAUAUUUUGUUUUGAGGUGUUUUGGUUAUUGAGUUCAUACGCUGUUGAAAAAAGGAAAGAAAGCCUUACUAGUAUGUGUGAUGAAAGGGCUAGGAUGUUGCAAGAUCAAUUUAAUAUUAGUAUGAAUCAUAUUCAAGCUAUGUCCAUAUUAAUUUCCACUUUUCAUCAUGGCAAGUAUCCAUCUGCUAUUAAUCAGAGAACUUUUGCAAGAUACACCGAAAGAAUUGCUUUCGAACGGCCUUUAACAAGUGGGGUGGCAUAUGCUGUGAAAGUGCUCCAUUCAAAAAGAGAACAAUUUGAGAAGCAGCAUAAUUGGACUAUUAAGAGGAUGGAUACUGUUAAACAAGAACCUGUUCAUAAGGAGGUUUUGCAUGCCUGCAGUGUGGUUUCAAGAUGUUCACCGGGGCUGCUGCACAGAAGCUUUUCAGAAAUGUUCGAUUAAAAAGGUAAUUAUACGCUUUUUACUUGUGUUUGGAUAUAGCAACUUAAUUAGAAUGUAUUCAUUGUAUUGCAGUGACAGUUGAAGUUUAUAUGCAAUAUGAUUUAUUAAUGAUUUAAAACA